UGCCUGGCUUCACCCUUGGGAAUGUGAGGUGCGUUGUGCCAUCCCAGCAUGCUGCGGUGCUCCGGGGACGGUGGUGCCACGCAUCCUGGGUGCUGCUAUGCUGGGAGGGAUGGGGUAAUGGGGACAGGGCGGGCUGGCUGCAGCACGUGAGCGGCGCCAUGCGGCACCAAGGGACCCGCCUUCCCACAGCAGCAGCCUCAUUACGCAGCUGGCAGACGAGGUCAGACGGGCGCUGCGAACACACCGGGCAGGCGGCAGUGGUGAGAUGGCAGCGCGGGAGCGCAGACAGGCUGUGCUGCAGCCGGGAGGCAGAGAAACCGCUGGCUGUAGCCUCUGGCCCCUGCCAGAGUGCUCCCUGCACUGGGGCAUCUUCUCGCUAACUCUCUUCUUUUCCUUCCUCCAAUUUUGCCCCUUCACCUUCUUCUCCUUUCUCUCCUCUCCUCUGCCCUUCCUCUCCCUAAGUUUCGAGGACUCCACCCUGUCCACAGCCACUACCCUUGAGUAUAUCCCCACCUCAGCAGGCGACCCUAAAUGCCAGAGGCCCCGCACGCUCAUGCGCCAGCAAAGCCUGCAGCAGCCCCUCAGCCAGCAUCAGCGCAACAACCACAGCCAGCCGACCACCAGCCAGAGCCUGGGCCACCUCCAGGCCCACAGCAGCUCCUCCGGCAGCGCCAGCAACCCCCGGGGCUCCCGCAGUGGCCAAGUGCGCCAGGGCAUCGCUGCUGGCUCCAAGCAGCGCACGAGCCGCUCCAACCCCGGCAGCUGGGACCACGUGGUGGGGCAAAUACGCAACCGUGGCUUGGACAUGAAGUCCUUCCUGUUGCCAGCUGGUGGCAAGGCAGUGAACACGGCACCUGUGCCCGGGCAGACACAGCAGGAUGAGUCUGAUCGCAAGACGGAGCCACGCUCCUCUGUCUCUGACCUGGUGAACUCCCUGACCAGUGAGAUGCUUAUGCUUUCACCAGGCUCCGAGGAUGAUGAAGGUCAUGAUGGCUCCAACCGGGAGAACCUGGGCCGCAUCCAGUUCAGCGUGGGCUACAACUUCCAGGAGUCCACCCUGACUGUCAAGAUCAUGAAGGCACAGGAGCUGCCAGCCAAGGACUUCAGCGGCACCAGUGACCCCUUUGUCAAGAUCUACCUGCUACCUGACAAAAAGCACAAGCUGGAGACCAAGGUGAAGCGGAAGAACCUCAACCCACACUGGAACGAGACUUUCCUCUUUGAAGGGUUCCCCUACGAGAAGGUGGUACAGCGGGUGCUGUACCUUCAGGUCCUGGACUAUGAUCGCUUCAGCCGUAACGACCCCAUUGGGGAGGUGUCCAUCCCCCUCAACAAGGUGGACCUUACCCAGAUGCAGACCUUCUGGAAGGACCUGAAGCCCUGCAGUGAUGGCAGUGGCAGCCGAGGAGAGCUCCUGCUGUCACUGUGCUACAACCCCUCCGCCAACUCCAUCGUGGUGAACAUCAUCAAGGCACGGAAUCUCAAAGCCAUGGACAUCGGGGGCACAUCAGAUCCCUACGUGAAGGUGUGGUUGAUGUACAAGGACAAGCGGGUGGAGAAGAAGAAGACGGUCGUGAUGAAGAGGUGCUUGAACCCUGUCUUCAACGAGUCCUUCUCCUUUGACAUCCCCACGGAGCGACUGCGUGAGACCACCAUUGUCAUCACCGUCAUGGACAAGGACAGGCUGAGCCGCAACGACGUCAUCGGCAAGAUCUACCUGUCCUGGAAGAGUGGCCCUGGUGAGGUGAAGCACUGGAAGGACAUGAUUGCGCGGCCCCGGCAGGCAGUGGCACAGUGGCACCAGCUGAAAGCCUGAGCCUCCAGUGUUGGGGACAGCACUGGGGAUGGUGCUGGGGACAUCCCCUGUCCUCGUGUCCCCACUGCAAGGCAAGACUUGUGCGAGUGCUUCCAGCCACAAUCUCCAGAGCCCUCACCCCAGCAUCACCUCACAUUUUGGGAGGCUGCUGGUGUAAGGGGGGGAGGAUCCAAGCCAAGCUCCCCUCCCUUCCCACUCAACACAACCUCUCCUAGCCGCCAGUGUCACCCUAGCGGAAUGAUGUCCCCACAUCCUGCCCCGUCCCCACCCCGGGGACACCCAAGGGAUUGGAAGCCAUGCCGCAGUUCAUUUGCCAAAGCAGGAGCAUUCAUCACUGCCUCUGGUGGGGUUUGCUGCUUUACCUCCCUCCUGGCUUAUCCCCUGCCCCCUCGCACCAUGCCAUCAAGUUGUCACCCCUGGUAGGAACACCUGGCAAUGUGUCCCCUCCUGGGCUGAUAUGCACCACCUUCCUCGUGGGCACUGCAUAAGGAUGGAGCAGUGCCACCAUCACCAUCCCUGUUGUCAUUGUCCCCAUUGGUGGCUUUGGGGGUUAGCAUCUGGCCAGCACAGUGUCAGCAGUGUCCCUAAGGUCCCUUGGCACCUCCCCAGUGCCACCGUGAUGGGCAUCCCCGAUGCCAGGUACCGAUGGUGUGGGUGCCACAGGUGCACAGAUGACACUGCUUGGCAUCCCUCCAAGGGCUCCCUGCUCUGCUGGGUGUCAGGGAUGAAGUGGUCUGCAGGUGUCCCCAGAGUCCCUUGGGUACAUCACAAAGCUCUCUGCCAGGACACAGGCCACUCCUGCCCGUCUGGGGACACCAUGGGGACUCUGCACUCCAGUCUUCCUGCUGCCACUUGGCACAUGUUCCCUUGGUCAGAACAUCCCCAGGAUGGGACAUCCUCAUGGUUGGGACGUUCCUGUAAGCAUCAGUGGCUGUGCCCCAGCUGCUGGGGUUCAUUCAUCACAUGGGGAACCUUGUGACAAAGCCAAGGAGCAGCCAUCACAGGGGUGCUACCCUUCCAAGUGGCCCUGGGUCACAGUAGCACUGUCCCUGUCCAACCACCAGUGAGUCCACCACAGAGCCCCAUUAGACCACUAUGGACAAUUUGGAGUGAAGUCAUAAUUCUGCUACGACAAUAAUAAUAACGAUGAUGCUUUUAGGGACAUUUGUAUUUUUAACCACAUCCUCUCUUUUUUUAACAUAACAGAGGAGAGCCAUGCACCUGGGGAAGGGCCGCACAGAGCUGAGGGGUGAGGGGUCCCCAAUGAAGGGAGUGGGGUAGGGUGCUCACGUCCUCCCCCCGCCCCCAUCACCUUGGGGCUGUGUGUUCAUUUUUAACUCUAGAGCUCUUAGCCGUGAUCUUGUUCAGGUCUCUCUCUCUUCUUCAUGUGAUGGUAACAUCCAAUUGGUGUGUAAAAUACAGAGAAAAAAACAGAAACAAACAAACAAACAAACAAAAAGAGAUGAAGAAUGGGGGGGGGAGGGGGCAGCCUGGUGGAGGCCUCUUUGCAGAAUCCUAUUUUUAGGGAGCGGGGACCCUCAUUUUCUGGAGGCAGCUCCCACUCUCGGUAAUAAAGGACUGUGUGAAUCUG
This is a messenger RNA of Meleagris gallopavo (turkey), 3407 nucleotides long. Lineage: Eukaryota; Metazoa; Chordata; Aves; Galliformes; Phasianidae. The record is from RefSeq and is a predicted model, not a curated record.